Molecule: messenger RNA, 1713 nt
Organism: Paramisgurnus dabryanus
Lineage: Eukaryota; Metazoa; Chordata; Actinopteri; Cypriniformes; Cobitidae
Gene: pstpip1b
Product: proline-serine-threonine phosphatase interacting protein 1b
Biological process (GO): actin filament polymerization
Cellular component (GO): cytoplasm; actin filament; plasma membrane
Molecular function (GO): actin filament binding
Source: RefSeq, a predicted model, not a curated record
AGGACGUCAAAGCUGAAGCGUCGUUCAGUUUCUUCCUCAAUUCAAACUCUUCAUUUGCCUUUUGAUUUGCAGCGCGACUUUGUGUGCUUACUUCACAACUUUUUAAAACACACUUAAUCUUUCCCAGCGGUGUCUGUAUACGCCUUACGAAGAUAGCGUUUAAGGACUAAUUUGACGUACAAAAUAUUUUACACGAUGGCUUUAAAGUUUUGCGAUGCUUUUUGGGGUGCUGACUUUACUGACCAAUCAGGUUAUGAAGCCAUUUUGCAGAGGUUACAGGAUGGCAGACACAUGUGCAAAGAUGUGGAAGAGCUGUUUAAAAUGAGAGCAAUGGCUGAGGAGAGGUACGGAAGAGAGCUGGUAGCCAUUGCUCGGAAAGCAGAAGGUCUAACCGAAAUUGGAACAUUAAAAGCAUCAUUUGACAGGAUGAAAACUGAGAUGGAAAAGUCAGGUAAUCUGCACAUCCAACUAUCUGAAAAGAUAAGGGAGGAUGUCCAGAAAGUCGAAGCGUUUCGAGAACACCAGAGGGAACAGAGAAAAAAGCUUGAAGAGAUUAUUGAAAAACUUCAGAAGUCUAAGAUGGCAUUGCACAAGAAGACCAUGGAGUCAAAAAGGUUACAUGAGCAGAGAUGUAAAGAGGCUGAUGAAGCUGAGCAAGCAAUAGGGAAGAAGACAAAUGUGACCACCUCUACCCACCGGCAAUCAGAAAAGGUGCUGAACAGGGCCCGAAUAUGCAGGCAAUCAGCCAAUUUAGCAGAAAAGCAGUACACAUGGAAUGCUGAACAGCUAGAAAGAUCUCUUCGGGACUGGGAAAGCACAUAUAGGAGUGCAUGUGAGGUGUUUCAGCAGCAGGAGUCUGAACGCAUUAAUAUCUUACGCUGUGUGUUAUGGGAUCACUGCAAUCUGCUGUCUGUUCAGUGUGUGAAUGACGAUGAGUGCUAUGAAGAAGUAAGGAAGGUUUUAGAGUUGUGUGACAUCAUUGCUGACAACAACUGCUUCAUUGAGAUGAAAAAGACCAGCUGUCGUCCACCAGCACUCACCGAGUUUCAGUGUUACAGCGAAGUGAAUUCUAAUCAAAGUGCCAGGAGGUUUGAAACAAACAGAUUAUCUGUCGUGCUGCCGGUGAGGGCGCCCUUUUGUGACAACCAAGAAGCAAGCAGGAAUUCGGGGGGACCAUUUACCCCUGCUGAAGAAAGAGGAGGCGUAUCUGAGAAGUACAUGGUGUUGUAUAGUUUCAGAGCUCAGGAAGCAGAUGAGCUGUCUAUUAAUAAAGGAGACACUGUCAUAGUAACUGAGCAAGGUGAAGACGGGUGGUGGACAGCAUGGAAAAAUGGAUUAUGUGGGAUGGUCCCUGGAACUUACUUAACUAAAAUCUCAUAGCAAAACAGAGAUCCCCCUCUCCUCAUACUGCAUCCCUUCCCAUCAAGUGAAAUUAAGCAGAUAUGGACAUGAAACUAAUAUGAAUUGAGUCAGUACACUAAAACUAAAUAUUACGUCCAUGUGAUGUAAAAGAAAACGUGACUCAAUGGACCAGAUUACCUUCUUCCACUGCUCUGUGCUCCAUUUCCAUGCUCAUUGUAAGCACUUUUGAUUGUGGUAAGAGGUGUCAUGACCGGUUUGCAGCUGUGCAGCCCUACAUUACAUGAAAUGUGCUGUUGUGAAACAUGCCUAAUACUAUCAGCAUUAAAAUUUUGUUUUGUUUGUGAAAUAAUA